Molecule: messenger RNA, 3993 nt
Organism: Radiomyces spectabilis
Lineage: Eukaryota; Fungi; Mucoromycota; Mucoromycetes; Mucorales; Radiomycetaceae
Product: clustered mitochondria-domain-containing protein
Exons: 11
Coding region: 45-3842 (1265 amino acids)
Biological process (GO): intracellular distribution of mitochondria
Cellular component (GO): cytoplasm
Molecular function (GO): mRNA binding; protein binding
Source: RefSeq, a predicted model, not a curated record
AUUACCUCUUAAACCUUUUUUCUUGAAACCGUUUUCCACAAGUCAUGGCCGACAAGGUUCAACAACAGGAGCAUCAGGCCGUGUCCGAAACUCCUGCUGCUUCGCAAGAAGUUCAAGCUAACGAUCAAGUCGUGGCUCCCGAAGACGUGGCCGUCGAGGAGACUUACCAGUUGACCGUCAAGGUGCCUGGACAACCAGGUGAAAUCAAAAUUAUUGCCAGUCCACGUGAGGCGAUCCAGGAUAUUAAACAAUCGAUCAUGGAAUCACCCGAGACUUGCGCUCAUUCUUGCUUCUACUUGGCUUUCCAAGGCAAGCGUCUCAAUGACUUUGGAGAAUUGGGUGAAGUCGAGGGCAUUACUACCGAAAGUGUCCUCGAGUUGGUGGAAGACAAAUAUACCGAACGUGAUGUGCGUCUCCAUAUCAAUCGUCUUCGCGAUCUUCUCGGUGGUCCCUACAAGCCAAACCCUUCGGCUGUGGGUAUUGAUCCCGCUCUUUCCUUCUUGACAGCCGUGACCGGCGAGAUCGAUGAGGAGAUUAUCACUGAGGGUGAAAAGAAGAUGGAAGAUCUUUUCUCUGACGAACCUGUUCCCGAACAUGCUUUCACCCAUGCCGAUUUGAAGGCUCGUGCCCAGCUGUCUGAUUUUGUGCCUUCGACUUUCCAGCGCUACGCACCCCAAUGUAUCAAGAGCUUAGCUUUGUCUGGAUGGAACCCCGUGCCUCACUCUCAGCGCUUGAAGGGUGAUUUGAUGUAUAUUAUCGUGACGACCUUGGAGAACGAAAUCCUUCACAUCACCGCCUCCGUCAACGGAUUCUUUGUCAACAAAUCCUCAAGCACCAAAUUCGAUCCUGCCCCCCGUGCCGGCCCAAAGUCGAUCUGCCACUCGCUCAUCACUUUGUUGCAAAAGGUGUCGCCUUCUUUUGCCACCAACUUUACCAAGGUUCAGGACUUUAUUACCCGCCAUCACAUGCUGGAAGUGUUGCCUGUCAAUACCUAUUACCCCAGCUACCCGUGGGCCGUUCAGCCUCCUCAGCCUACCUACGAUCCCGCUCGUCCUGCUGAAGCUCUUCUCAAUUUCGGCACCGAUGCCGUGGAAUCGCUCCGCGACUGGAACGACGAAUUGCAGUCCCACCGUGAAUUGCCAAAGUCAAACCUCCAAGAACGUGUGUUGCGUGAACGUCUGAUCAACAAGGUGCAAUCCGAGUUCACUGAUGCCGCCGUGAGCGGUGCUAUGGCGGUGGUGAAUGGUUCCGUGGUUCCGUUGAAUCCUAUGGAACCCGAAGAAUCUCACAUGUACGUGUACAACAACAUCUUCUUCAGCAAGGGCAACGAUGGACGUGGUACCUUUGAAGCUUUGGGUGCCGAUGAAGCGGCUCACGUCGCCACGGGCAAGGAUCUUGAAGGCGUCAAGAUCUUGAACAGUAUCGAUCCCGAAGGUCUUUAUACUCUGGGCAGCGUGAUUGUUGAUUACAAGGGUGUUCGUAUUGUCGCGCAAAGCAUCGUUCCCGGUAUUUUCCGCCGUCAAGACGAUAACUCUAUUGUCUAUGGUUCCGUCGACAACGGUAGUCAGAUCUCGGCCGACGAAAAGUUCCAUGAAAUCAUUGGUAAUGAAGUAGCCAAAUCGCUCCAUUUGGCCGAACAUACCUUGGUCGAUGCGGAAGAUAAGAAGACCCGUCUUUACACCUCGCUCGAAACCAAGGGUCUCUUGGGCGCCGACGGUCGUCGCUACCUCUUGGAUCUCUACCGAUUGAACCCUGUCGAUAUCGUAUUCCAAGAAAACGAAGGUGUGGCCACCGAAGGUGAAAAUGCCAAACCUGCUUAUCCUCACAAGAUGACCCUGUUGCGUCCCGAACUGAUGUCUCUGUUCUGGGAACGCAAGUUCCGCGACUGGGUCAAGCAAAAGAGCGAAGCUCUCAAGAAGGAACGUGCUGAGCAGAAGCAAUUGCAAGGUGAUGCUGAGAAGCCUGCCGAGGAAAAGAAGGAACAAGAUCAAGUGGUUGAAAAGACCGAGGAGGCCAAGGAAGGCGAGCAAGCAGCCGAGGAGGAGGAAGAGAUCAAGAUCGAUGUUUCAGAGUUCCAGCUUUCCUUCAACCCUGAUGUGUUCACUGGCGCCAAACAGCCCGAGGGUAAGGAACUGGAUGAAAUCAAAAACCAAGAAACCGUGAUCCGUGACGCUUCCAAAUUCUUGAACGAUGAAAUCCUUCCCAGCUUGGUGCUUGAUUUCGCCUCGUAUUCCAUUUCUCCUUUGGAUGGUGAUGCGUUGACCAAGGCGAUGCAUCGUCGCGGUAUCAACAUGCGUUACUUGGGCAAAUUGGCUGAACUUGUUUCGGUCAGCCAGGAUAAGCGUAUCGAUCACAUUCAUCAUUUGGCGAUCCAGGAAAUGAUUGUCCGUGCCUGCAAGCGUAUGCUCCGCAACUACCUCCUCGAAUGUGCUUUGGACGAAACCAGCUUGUGUGUGUCCCACUUUUUCAACUGUCUCAUGGGCGGUGACUUCAACCCCAAGCCUGCGCCGGUGUUGCCUGAAGGAAAGAUUAAGAACGAUUUCAAGUGGGCGGGUCUCACUCCGGCUUCUUUGAAGCAUCUCUUGAAGGAACAAGUGUUGCUUCGAUUCCGUUACAAACUGACCGAUGACGAUCUUGCCAACUUGAAGAUCUUGCCUACGCUCCGAGAAGUCUGCUUGCGUGUCGGUAUCCAGAUGGAAGCGAGAAACUACCGUUUCCAUGCUUACACUGAAGAAGAAAAGGCCGCUAUUGCUGCUGAAGAUGCGGCCGCUCGAUCCCAAGCCGAUCGUCAGAAGCAGUUGCAGAACAAGAGCAGCCGCAAGACUCACAAGAAGAGUCAAAAGGAAGACCAACGUGCCACGGUGAUCCGACGUAAGACUACCUUUAUACCCGAGGAUGUAUUUAACGUCAUGCCUACCGUCAAACAGGCUUCCACAAGAAGCUUGUUUGCUGAAGAAACCUUUGAAGCCGGUAAAAUGAGUUUGGCUCAAGGCCACCGCCAGUUAGGUCUUGAACUCUUGCUCGAGUCAUUGACGUUGCACGAACAGACGUACGGUUUCCUUCAUCCCGAAACAAGCAAGUGCUAUGCUACUUUGGCCAUGAUCUAUCAUCAUGACGAAGACCGUGAAGCGGCUCUUGAUUUGCAACGCAAGGCGGUCAUUGCUGCCGAAAGAACAUGCGGUGUGGAUCAUCCCGAGACGAUCCAUCAUUAUCUUAACUUGGGCUUGUUCGAACAUGCUGCUGGUCGUACUAAGCUUGGUCUCCGUUAUUUGCGCCAUGCCUUGUUCUACUGGGAUCUUUUGUUCGGCCCUGGUCACCCUGAUUCCGCCACUGCUGACAACAAUGCUGGUGUGAUGCUUCAAUCCCUUCGCGAUUAUACCGUUAGCACAGUCUUCUUUGAGAGAGCUUGCGCGACCCAAGAAUCCAUUCUCGGCAAAGAGCAUGUCAUCACUGCCACAGGAUACCAUGUUCUUGCUAAGGCCUACACACUCCAAGGCGACUUUACCAAGGCAUUAAAUGCUGAACGUACAGCCUACAAUGUCUUUGAAAAGAAGCUUGGUGUUGAAGAUCCUCGCACAAAGGAAAGCGACAUGUGGUUGAAGGAGUUGACAUCGAACGCCUUGUUAACGGCACAACGCGCUCGUGAACACGAAGCAAAAGCCAAGGACCUGCCUGCUGCCGCGGCCGCAGCCGCAGCCGCAGCAACGGCUCGCGCCACCAAGAAAAAGAUUGAAAUUCCCAAGGGCGAACUUCCGCUGGAGGAAGUGCUCAAAUACAUCAAUGGCGAUGCUCAGGCUUCCGCCCGAAAAGGCAAGAAGAAGGCCCAAAAGAACCGCCAGUAAAAAGCAUUUUGAUAGAUGUGCAUAAGACAUAAAAAAAAAGAACGACUAGCCAAUAUUCACUGUCAUAGAAGACAACAAAAAAGUUUGAUUAAAUGUAUUACUAAAGAAAACUUUGUAUUCAAAAAAUAACAAUAAACGCAAAACUGAUACA